This is a messenger RNA of Petromyzon marinus (sea lamprey), 1628 nucleotides long. The record is from RefSeq and is a predicted model, not a curated record. NCBI's taxonomy places the organism in Eukaryota, Metazoa, Chordata, Hyperoartia, Petromyzontiformes, Petromyzontidae.
UGUUGGGUAGGGGGUGGAAUUUUAACAACAGCAAUGGCGCUGUGGAGUAUAUUAAAGGUCCGCGUGAGGGCCUCGCUGAGGAACUUUCAGCGCCCGCUCACAACCAUCGCCUCACGGGUGGACGAGAGGGUGAGGGUCCGCCUGGGAGAGGUGGUGGGCUCGGAAAACGUCUCCUCCUCGCUGGCCGUCAGGGAGCAGCACGGGCGGGACGAGUCCUUCCACGCCUGCAAGCCGCCAGACGUGGUGGUGUGGCCCGAGAACACCGCUCAGGUGCGGCAGCUCGCCAGGAUCUGCUACGACCACAGCGUGCCCAUGGUCCCCUACGGUACCGGCACGGGCAUCGAGGGAGGCGUCGUGGCGGAGGAGGGUGGGGUCUGCUUCGACUUGUCACGCAUGACGGACAUCGUGGACCUGCACGAGGAGGACCUGGACGUGACGGUGCAGCCCGGGGUGACGCGGGUCGCCCUCAACACUCACCUGCGGCACACAGGGCUCUGGUUCCCUGUGGACCCCGGAGCGGACGCGUCGCUCUGUGGCAUGGCUGCGACGAGCGCCUCCGGCACCCACACCACACGCUACGGCUCCAUGCGAGAGAACGUCGCCAACCUGGAGGUGGUGCUGGCUGACGGCAGGCUGCUGCACACGGCUGGCGAGGGACGGCACACGCGAAAGACUUCCGCUGGCUACAACCUCACCAACCUCUUUGUGGGUUCAGAAGGCACCCUGGGAAUAAUCACCUCUGCCACGCUGAGGCUCUUCCCUCUGCCCGAGGCCGUGGCUUCGGCCGUGUGCCCCAUGCCCAGCGUGACGGCGGCCGGGGAGUGCACCUUGCAGCUGCUGCGCUCUGGGGUGCCCCUGGCACGCAUCGAGCUGUUGGACGACGUGAUGAUGGAUGCGUGUAAUCGCUACAAGGGGCUGGACUACGCCGUGCAGCCAACCCUCUUCCUCGAGUUCCACGGCACCCCGGCCAGCGUGCAGGAGCAGAUACGCACCGCCGAGGAGGUGCUGUCUGGCUAUGGUGCUGGGCAGCUGCGCUGGGCGCUGGCUGCGUCUGAGCGGGCGCGGCUGUGGGAGGCGAGGCACCAGGCCUACUACGCGGCACGCGCACUCAGGCCUGGCUCUGUGGGCUACGUGACGGACGUCUGCGUUCCCAUCUCCAAGCUCCCGGAGGUGAUCACCACGACGAAGGAAGACCUCAUCCAGAGCCGCCUCACAGGCCCCAUCGCGGGCCACGUGGGAGACGGAAACUUCCAUUGCAUCCUCGCGUUCAGCGAGCACGGGGAGCAGGAGCGGCAGCGCAUCACGGAGUUCUGCCAUCGCCUCGUCACGCGGGCGCUGGCGGUGGGCGGGACGUGCACCGGUGAGCACGGUGUCGGUGUGGGCAAGAGAGGUUACCUCCUGGACGAGGUGGGGGAAACGGGGCUGGAGGUGAUGAGGCAGCUGAAGCGUGCCCUGGAUCCCAAGGGCCUCAUGAAUCCCGGCAAGGUGGUGUGACGAGGAUCGGUAAAUCCAUCUGUGCGCGCGGUGUGUCUCUGUGUGCACGCGGUGCGUCUCUGUGUCUGCGCGUCUCUGUGUGUGCGUGCGAGUGUGUGUGUCUGCGUGUGUUGAUUGUGCGUGUGUCUUGUGUG